AUGCAGAGACGUCAGCCAGUGGAUCGAAAUGUCUUCAGCAUUGCAAUUAUCUGUGCACUACGUGAAGAGUCUGAUGCAGUCGAAGCGACAUUUGAUCAUUUCUUUGAAGAUGAUGAGCUACUCUACAAUAAAGUUGCAGGAGACCUCAACACUUACACAUUUGGCCAAAUCGGCCUACAUCAUGUAGUUCUGGCAUAUAUGCCCGGCAUGGGAAAAGCUAAUUCUGCCAGCUUAACCGCCAGUUUUCGCGCGAGCUUCCCUCUUGUUCGCCUUGGGCUGGUUGUCGGCAUUUGUGGUGGUGUGCCUUACGGUGCCGACGAGAUAUUUCUUGGCGACGUGAUUAUCAGUACGGGGGUGGUGCAAACCGACUUUGGACGACAAUACACGCAUCAAAUUAUUCGCAAAGACACACUUGAAGACAACCUUGCGCGGCCUAAUGCUGAAAUCCGGGCAUUCUUGCAUCAGCUUCGAGGAUGGAGAGCCCGGCGAAAAUUCCAACAGAAUGUUUCGAAAAAUAUCUCUAAGAUUUGCGGCAAAGAAGGGUUCGGCAGCUGGACCAGUCCAGGAGCAGAGAAUGACAAGCUGUAUAGAGCAGACUAUGGCCACAUCCAUCGAGGCUCCGGGGUCUGCUCUACGUGUGCUCCACCGGGCGAGAGAGAUCUCGUCGCCUGUGACAGCGCGCGUACCACGUCAUGUGCACUGCUGAAAUGCGACGAAACUCAACUCAUUCAAAGAAAAUAUCGAACUGAUAAUCUUCCGGCAAUCCAUUUCGGUCGUAUCGCUUCGAGCGACCAAGUCAUAAAGUCUGCGCCCGAUCGGGAUCGGAUUGCGAAACAGGAGGAGGUACUGGGUUUUGAGAUGGAAGGGGCUGGUGUGUGGGAUAACCUCCCUACUAUCAUCGUGAAAGGUGUCUGUGAUUAUGCCGACAGUCAUAAAAAUAAGAAAUGGCAGAAGUACGCGUCCGUCACCGCAGCUUCGUGUGCGAAGGCCCUGCUACAGGAGUGGCGAGUGGCCGGUCAAAGCAGCACACAUCCCGGCCCGACUCGCAUGGCCGAACAUCAACCUGAGACCGAUGCUGCGAAUAAUCCGGACGAGAGAGCCAGCGCCGCGUAUGGCGAUAACAUUGGAGUUAUGGAUAGAGAGAAAAGAGGCUCGCACGACAACCUGACGACCUUCAAUAACAAGGGCAGUGUUUCAAACCAGGGUGUCCACCAAACAUUCUACUAUUAUUGCCAUGAUCCAACCCAAAGUGAUGAUUCGCCCACUGACUUAGAUGUCCUCGAUUCGCUCGCUUUUCCAGGGAUAGAUGAAAGACGUGGCAACGUGAAGAGGCCCCAUACAGACACUUGCACUUGGAUCCUGAAGUUGGAGGAGUACAGGGAUUGGAUGGACAGGUCCCAUGGUCUUUUAUGGGUCAAAGGGAAACCAGGUUCUGGAAAAUCAACGUUAAUGGCGUUUAUGCACCAGGAGAUCAAGGGUCGCAUCCUGCCCGGGAAUCCUGUGUUAGAAUUUUUUUUCAGCGCACGAGGGACGGAGCUACAGCGUACACCGCUGGGAAUGUUCCGAUCCUUGUUGAACCAGUUAUGCCGUCAAGAUGCGGAUACGCGUGCAAGAUUACGCACUACAUAUGAGGCCAAAUGUGCAGAGUUUGGACGGGCAAAGAACGGCUGGGAAUGGCGGCAACCGGAGCUUGAGAUCAUUCUACAAGAACAAAUUGUCGCAUCUGCCAAGCACAAACCUCUUACGAUUUUUGUGGAUGCUUUGGAUGAGGCUGGCGCAAAAUCUGCAUCAGAGCUCGUGGAAUAUUUCAACCGGGUAAAUGACUCUGUCGCAAUGAAUGGAGCUUCAGGAAAGAUCUGUAUUUCUUGCCGGCACUAUCCUGUCUUGAUCAGUGAAUCAGGGACCGAAAUCUGCGUGGAAAAUCACAAUCACGAUGACAUCUCGACAUUCAUACAUAAUUCGCUGCCCUUAGGCUCGCUUUUAAUCGAAAAGAUCCUGGAUCACCAGUCCUGGGACAACUUGAAAAUGGAGCUAAUUAAAUCUGCAAAUGGGAUUUUUCAAUGGGUUCGGCUGAUUGUACCUCUCAUCAAAAUGAAAUUCCAUGACGGAGAAUCAGUCGCGAAUGUCCAGCAAUUCAUACGCAGAGUCCCUCAUGAACUCGGAGAUAUCUACGAAUAUAUUCUGCACAGUGUGAUUCCACAUGAGUAUCGGACUAGGGCAUUUGCCUUAUUUCAAUGGGUCUGUCUAGCAGAGAGACCGCUAUCGGUAACAGAGUUGCGAUAUGCCAUGGCCGCGAAGGAUGCAUGCACCACCCUCGGCCACAUUCCAUGCCAUAAGUCCCCUGACUUCAUAUCUGAUGACGGAUUUAUGAAGCGGCGAGUGAACGCGAUGUCCGGAGGAUUGAUUGAGGUAGUCAGCAAUGGGAGCCGUCAAAAUGUCCAAGUUAUCCAUCAAUCAGUGAAUGAUUUUCUUCUAGCUGAAGGCUUGCGCAUGUUGGCUAAUAUUCAGAAUCAACAAGGGGAGCCGCCCGCAAGGAAAACGAGAGAAACGCAAAACAAUGACUUCACAUUAGAAUCAAUUCAGGGCGUUCUUUAUCGCGCUUGUCUACACUACUUGACAACAGAAAAUAUACCAACAAUUCAAAGUGAGACAGACAGCGGACAUCGGGCACUGUGUCCAUUUCUUGAUUAUGCAACGAUCAAUCUUUUUAUUCAUGCUAAAAAAGCCCGAGCAUAUCGGUUUGAAGACAUUGAACAAGAAAUAUGCUGGCUUGAAAAGAUCCUUCUGAAAUGGAUUACAAGCUACCGGUCGCUACAUAGAGGGUUAGUCGAGGCGCCAGCGCUACUGACGACGUUAUUACAUAUUUCUUGCCAGAGCAACCUGACGUCAAUUGUCAGAGCCCUGCUAUCGACAAACAUAUCACCAAGGACAGCAGAUGAGAGGGGAAAUACUGCGCUCCAUUAUGCGGCACGAUGUGGACAUUCUGACAUUGGUAGGAUGUUGAUAGGCAAAGGAGCUGACUUGAAUGUGACGAACAAUAAUCAAAGCACUGCCCUUACCGCCGCUGUAGCACAUGGCCAAAGGCUGUUUAUAGAAUUUUUGCUUCACGAAGGGGCGAACAUUGAUGGCAAUGCACUGCAGACGGCAGCUAGAAAGGGAUCAGCAGAGGUCGUCCAGAUGCUGCUCGAUGCGGGUGUUGAUGUUAACGCGCAAGGUGGAAAAUAUGGUAACGCGCUUCAGGCAGCCUCCGAUCGAGGGUCAAAAGAGGUAGUUCAAAUGCUGCUCGAUUCGGGUACUGAUGUCAACACGCAAGGUGGAUGGUAUGGCAGCGCGCUCCAGGCAGCCUCCUUUCGAAAGUCAAAAGAGGUGGUCCAGAUGCUGCUCGAUGCUGGUGCUGAUGUCAACACGCAAGGUGGAUGGUAUAGUAGCGCGCUCCAGGCAGCCUCCUUUCGAAAGUCAAAAGGGAUAGUCCAAAUUCUCCUUGAUGCUGGUGCUGAUGUUAACGCGCAAGGUGGACGAUAUGGCCAUGCGCUCCAGGCAGCCUCCUAUCAAGGGUCCAAAGAGGUAGUCCAAAUGCUGCUCGAUGCCGGUGCUGAUGUCAACGCGCAAGGUGGAAAGUAUGGCAGCGCGCUCCAGGCAGCCUCCGAUCGAGGGUCAAAAGAGGUAGUCCAAAUGCUGCUCGAUGCUGGUGCUGAUGUCAACACGCAAGGUGGAUGGUAUGGUAACGCGCUCCAGGCAGCCUCCUUUCGAAAGUCAAAAGGGAUAGUCCGAAUUCUCCUUGAUGCUGGUGCUGAUGUUAACGCGCAAGAUGGAAAGUAUGGCAGCGCGCUCCAGGCAGCCUCCGAUCGAGAGUCAAAAGAGGUUGUCCAAAUGCUGCUCGAUUCGGGUGCUGAUGUCAACACGCAAGGUGGAGUGUAUGGUAAUGCACUUCAGGCAGCUGUUCAAGAAAACGUGAUCCGGGUCCCCUAUCAACAGUCAAAUGAGGUAGUCCAAAUGCUGCUCGAUGCGGGUGCUGAUGUUAACGCGCAAGGUGGAGAGUAUGGUAACGCGCUCCAGGCAGCCUCCUUUCGAAAGUCAAAAGGGAUAGUCCAAAUGCUCCUUGAUGCUGGUGCUGAUGUUAACGCGCAAGGUGGAAAGUAUGGCAGCGCGCUUCAGGCAGCCUCCGAUCGAGGGUCAAAAGAGGUUGUCCAAAUGCUGCUCGACGCGGGUGCUAAUGUCAACGCGAAAAGUGGACUGUAUGGUAACGCGCUCCAGACAGCCUCCUAUCGAGAGCUAAAAGAGGUAGUCCAAAUACUGCUCGAUGCGGGCGCUGAUGUGAACGCACAAGGUGGACAAUAUAGCAAUGCGCUCCAGGCAGCCUCCUGUCAAGAGUCAAAAGAGGUAGUCCAAAUGCUGCUAGACGCGAAAGCAGAUGUCAAUGCUAAAGGCGGCAAGUACGGAAGCUCUGUCCAUGCGGCCAUCAGAAAUGGAUACCCCGAAACUGCCAAACGUCUUCUUCUCCAUUUUGAAUCUGACAGGCAGAGAGUCACGCACACUGCUGCUGACCGAAGCAGUAAUCAUAACUUUCAUAUGUCCGUGACUUCUUUAGCCUGUCUUCAAAUAACAGACUUCUUCGGGAGAACACCUCUCCAUCUUGCGGUCACAUAUGGUCAUCUAGACCUCAUUCCUUUCUUAUCAGAGCCGACUGCGCCACCACUCCUCAGCGACAAUUAUGGUCGAAAUCCGCUGGACUGGGCUUCCAAUGACCCAGUAUUCAUUCAAGAAUUGAAGAAAUUUUGGCCCGCCGUGACUAUUACACCAAAAGAGACUCAAAUGCAAAUCCUCCAGCAGUCAUUACAGCAAUCAGCAAAAAAUCUUCUGCAAAGCACGGAUAACUGGUUAUACUUCGAGUUAUUUCAACUCGGUCGUUGUCUCAUGUUUCUCGAAAAAUUCGAUGAAGCCUCCUUCAUCUUUUCACAACAGCCGUACCACCUUAAUGCUGAUAACCCUCAAAAAGCUGCUGCAUACUGCCAUAGGUGGAGUUGUGCUCGACAUGUAUGGCCCGGUAUCCUCACAGUGCUAAACUACGGGCCUGUCGGAGUCACAGCUUCCUUGAAGUGUUAUAUCCGCCCUACCCCAUCAACUCUUCAUCUCCCAGUACGAGUCCUGAUGAUGUACAAGAAUGGUUGA
Aspergillus affinis is the source of this 5169-nucleotide messenger RNA. RefSeq names its product NACHT nucleoside triphosphatase. Lineage: Eukaryota; Fungi; Ascomycota; Eurotiomycetes; Eurotiales; Aspergillaceae. Bases 1 to 5169 code for a protein of 1722 amino acids. Gene Ontology annotation, biological process: nucleoside metabolic process. The transcript is spliced from 4 exons. The record is from RefSeq and is a predicted model, not a curated record. Gene Ontology annotation, molecular function: catalytic activity; protein binding.